UAAUGUCCAUUGAUAAAUAAAUGUAUAGUUGUAUUGAUUCCAUCAGCCGAGGAAGAAAUAAUAAAAAAAGGAAACUGGAAAUCAGAAAAAAAAGGGACUUCAAUUCUGCGCAUUCAUGGCUUUUUCUCACCGAUAAAAUUUUUAAACCCCUAAACAUAUUUUACAGAUUUUCCACACACCUUAGGUUCUUCUUCCCUGUUUCUGUCUUUGCCUUUGUUUCUAUUCCACCACCGAUUAUCCAUUUCGUUUAUCUCUCUCUCUAGAUAUUUCUUUGCUCUCUCUCUCUAUUCGGUGGGUAAAUAUAUCAAGGGAAUCUUUUGCCAGAUAACUAAUCUAAUUCGGAAAUUGUUAGUGCAAGAGGGAGGGUACUGGUUCGCGGAGGCAGUGAGACUUCUGCGAGCUUAACGUCCUCUCUCACUGUAUACUUGUUAUUGUAUACUUACUGAGCGCAUGCUUAGUUCGAAUGAGCUCUGGAUCAGGUCUGAUAAUUGCUAUAGUGGGUAGAAAGAAAGAGAUUGAAGUUUUAAACAAUGGGUUCUGUUUGCUGCUGUUUGAGUGUUGAGGAUUUGGAGGAUUAUCUGAAUCCAAACAGUACUGUGUAUAGGAAUUGCAUGUGUCUCAGCUGCUUUGUCCAGAAUUUGGUAUAUGUGUAUACAUCUUUGUUCCAACGAGGAGAAGUGCAUUCUGUAUCUUCAUCUAUACAGGGGGCAGCAUCAAUGACUUCUGCUGCUUCACUUGACAACUCUAUCUCUGACAUGUACCGUUCUCCUCCAAGGCCUAUGCCUUAUGAUGUCGAUCCCAGAUAUUUCCGCUUGCAGCGUGAUGGUCUGGUGUCAAGUUGUGCGAAGGGUUCAAGCCAAUUCCAUGAGGAAUCAGUACCUCUAAGAAGUGAUUAUGAUGUAGAUUCAGAGUCAUUAAGUGUUGGAGAUAAGUUGAAUGAUUCCUCUUGUGGAGAUGGAUCAAAAGAACACCAUUCAAAAUCAUCACUUAAGCUUUCAUCAGCAAAAGCGACACCUGGAAUUGGCUAUAUUUAUUCUCCUUCAGAAGAGGAGGAUGUCUGUCCAACAUGCCUUGAAGAAUAUACAUCAGAGAACCCUAAGAUAGUGACAAAAUGUUCUCACCAUUUCCACCUAGGUUGUAUAUAUGAAUGGAUGGAGAGAAGUGAAAACUGCCCAGUCUGUGGCAAGGUGAUGGCAUUCGAUGAAUCAACUUGAUCCUCCCUCAGGGUUUAUGUCGUGGAUGGAACCAACAACUAUUGGAGAAGAAAACUAAAAGAGAUGUGUAAAACCCUUUGUGAAUACCCGAUUAAUGUGUUUGUGUUUGUCAUCGAUUGUAAAUAUAAAAUGAAACUUGUUCUUUAGAUCAAAAAUUUUCAUGAGUAUAUUUUCUUCAAACUGUUAUUUUUGAAAUCUUCUUCUCAUGGUUCCUGAAAAUCUGGCUGUAGUUUUCCCCAAAAGAACAACAUUAUACAUGGCAUGGAAGUUUGUCAUUGAAUGAAGAGAAAACAUGAUAUCAA
Molecule: messenger RNA, 1516 nt
Organism: Mangifera indica (mango)
Lineage: Eukaryota; Viridiplantae; Streptophyta; Magnoliopsida; Sapindales; Anacardiaceae
Product: E3 ubiquitin-protein ligase At3g02290-like
Exons: 5
Coding region: 531-1214 (227 amino acids)
Molecular function (GO): ubiquitin-protein transferase activity
Source: RefSeq, a predicted model, not a curated record